AUGAAGUGGGAUGGCCAUGGCGGUGAGAGCCACAUUGCCACUUUGACCCCUCACCACAACGCACAAAGAUCGCUCCUCAACCGCUGGGUUGCAGGGAAGAUGAACGAAGUGAACCCCAAAAAGCAGCGCCCCUACCAUUCCAAAGAGUGCCACGACCUGCAUGAUGCCGAAAAGUUUCGCCGCGACAUCAUCUAUGAGUUCUCUCAAGGACUGCAAAAGAUCCAAAACGCUGGGCUUGGCGAGUAUCGUCUGCGCGACCUCAAUGACGAACUCAAUCGGCUAUUGCGGGAGAAGAAGCAUUGGGAGUAUCGGAUAGUGGAACUGGGCGGUGCAGACUAUACUCAAACAAACCAAAGGUUUCUGGACUCUGAGGGUCGAAUGGUCCAGGGCAAUUUUGGCUACAAAUACUUUGGCGCUGCGCGUGAAUUGCCGGGCGUCCGCGAACUGAUUGCGCCCAAGACCAUGGCGGCCGCGGUGGAAGCAUGGAAGGCUUCGGCAGCACGACGCCAACGCGAGGAGGUCGAAGGCACGGGAAGCAGCAUGGCAGUAGAUGAGGAUGAGGAAGCAGACGGCAUUGCCGAGGUUGCAGCCCGAGCUGCUGCCGAACGUGCUGCGCGCGAACUCGAACAAGCGUCACACCCCGUGGUGCCAAGUCAGAAGGACAUUGAACAGCUGCUCCUCCGCCGGCGCAAGGAGAUGCUCCUCAAGCAAUACGCCUCGGACGCGCUCGUACAGGACGAGCAGAAAACCGCUACGCUCAGCGGCCGUGCUUAA
This is a messenger RNA of Monosiga brevicollis MX1, 774 nucleotides long. RefSeq lists its product as uncharacterized. Gene Ontology annotation, cellular component: post-spliceosomal complex; post-mRNA release spliceosomal complex; catalytic step 2 spliceosome. Gene Ontology annotation, biological process: mRNA 3'-splice site recognition; generation of catalytic spliceosome for second transesterification step. The transcript is spliced from 8 exons. The coding region runs from base 1 to 774 and encodes 257 amino acids. The record is from RefSeq and is a predicted model, not a curated record. Lineage: Eukaryota; Choanoflagellata; Craspedida; Salpingoecidae.